AUGGCCGCCGCCGCCGCCGUCGUCCCGGCCAAGAGCCUCCGCGUCGGCGACAUCCAGGACCCGGCGACGCUCUUCGAGCGCUACGGCACCGAGGAGAUCCGGCAGGUGGAGAGGCGGGUGCGCGGGGAGAUCGAGCAGAAGAAAGAGGAGCUGCGGCAGAUGGUGGGCGAGCGCUACCGCGACCUGAUCGAGGCGGCCGACACCAUCGCCCAGAUGCGGCUGUGCUCCGAGAAGGUGGUGGAUUCGGUGCGGGGGAUGUACGACUACUGCACCCGCCUCAGACCUCCUGCCGGCGGGGCCCCGGGCAAGGCGGCCAGUCUGACAGCCAGGAGGACCCAGUCUCAGAGGCAGUCCCAGGAGAAGUUCUACUGUAUGGCAGCGCAAAUCAAGCUCCUUCUGAAUAUGCCUGAGAAAAUCUGGAGUGCCUUAGAAUUGUCACAGUAUCUACAUGCUACUCAGAUGUACCUGCUCUGCUGUCACAUUCAUAGCAUCCUUCAACUUGACUCCACAGCGUCCCAUUACAGUCCUGUAUUGUCACAAUUUCCCAUCCUGGUUCGGCAAGUAGCAGCAGCCAGCCAUUUCAGAGCGUCCAUUUUGCAGGAGAGUAAAAUGCUUUUGAAGGGUCGGGCAGUGUCGGACCAGGCUAUUGCGGAGGCUCUCUGUUCCAUAAUGCUCCUAGAGGACAGCUCCCCACGCCAGGCUCUCACUGACUUCCUACUUGCAAGAAAAGCAGCAAUUCAACAACUCCUUAACCAGCCACAUCAUGGUGCUGGUAUAAAGGCACAGGUUUGUUCACUGGUUGAACUGUUAGCCACUACACUUUAUCAGGCUCAAGCUGUGUUUUAUACUCCAUCGGAAAGAAAAGUGCCAGACACAACAUUAACCUGCGGUCUCCUCUUCACCACCCUGGAAACCAUCACCAAUCCAUCUCCAGCAGAAAAAGGAAUCAAAGUUUUAAAGGAAGAGGUAAAGUCUGAGACCUGGUUCAAGUACCUACCGCCUUCUAUUGUGGAUUUUCAAACACCCCUGAGGACCCUGGCUCAUCCGAUAAACCACGACUACUUAAGAGACACCCUUCAGCAGUGGAUUAACAUGUGUAAGGAUGACAUAAAGAUGGGAAUUGGGAAUCUGUUGAUCUAUGUGAAAAGCUUGAAGGGCCUUGCUGGAAUUCGAGAUGCAGUGUGGGAGCUCCUCACCAGCGAGUCCAUCAGCCGGAACUGGGAAACUGUAUGCCUCCGACUGCUGGACAAACCACUCUCUUUCUGGGAGGACUUCCUUCAGCAGCUCUUCCUUGACAAAUUGCAGGCACUGACGCAAGAGGGUUUGGAGUCCAUCGCAUGCAGUUCGAAACAGCUCCUGGUUUCAGCUUUAACAGAGCUUCAGACAAAAUGCCCAAGCGCUGGUUCCACCAAACCCGUUCAAUUUGAGUACAAUGUCUCUGCGUUUCUUUGGUCCGAGAGCAGUAAUGACUUGUUGCCAGAUGCUGCUUGGGUUAGCGUUCCGAAUCGCAGCCAGUUUAUAAAAAGUGGGCUUUCCAUGAAAGCUCAAGCUCUUACACUUUGCAUCCAGAACUUCUGCUCAGCAAUCGACUCUAAAUUAAAGGCUAAACUGGAUGAUUUAGUGAUGUACCUUCCUCCAGAUUCUUCAGUCAAAGAUCAUGUUAACAACAAUUCUGAUUCCAAGGUGCAAAACUCAGCAUUUGACCGGUAUGCUGAUACGGACAAGGUUGAAGAAAUGGUACGGACACAAUGCCUUUCUUGUGUGCACUACAUCCUCGACAGUAUGAAAGCAGAGCUCAGAACUGCAGAACAGAAGUUGCAAGGCUGUGCUUAUUCUCCGAAUGAUUGUAACCUAAAUGCCGUCCUUUUCAUGGCCAGGUUAUGCCAGUCUAUAGGGGAACUCUGCCCUCACCUCAAGCAGUGUGUUUUGGGUAAGUCAGGAACCAAUGAACUACAUGUACGGGACUCACGUCCCACCAAGAAACUGGGCAAAGGGAAGACUCAAGAGGUGAAUCCCGCACAAGCCAAGUGGCAAGAAGUGAAGGACCAGCUCUUGCAGCAAAGCAUGAGCGCAUAUAGGAUUUGGAGUGUUACUGUGUCCAAGGCUCUUGUCCACCGCUUCACACAAACAUUGCACUCUGAUACGGCUGGAGCUAUUUUAUCUACAGCCACCAACUGGGAUAUAAUUGAAAUCCAAGAGGAAACAGAAGCUGGAAAUAAUGUUGCGUCCAAAAUCCGUCUUCCUGUACAGCCGUCCUGGUAUGUUCAGUCACUCCUCUUUCAAUUGUGCCAAGAGGUGAAUAGGGUUGGAGGUCAUGCCCUUCCUAAGGUCACACUACAGGAAUUGCUAAAGAGUUGUUUGGAUGAGGUAUUUGCUGGAUACGAAAAAUUAACCUCUGAAAAAGUGGGCAAGGCUGAUUCUAUACUCCCCUUAACCCAGAAUAGAGCUCUUCAACUGCUUUUUGACCUUCGGUAUCUCAACUUAGUUUUAACUGCCAGAAACGAGGAGGUGAAAACCAGCAGGUCCCAGCAAGAUCCCAGGAUUCAAAAUUUGGCAGAUUCUUUGGAGAGCCACAUUGACCCGUUUGAUUUGGAUGUUUUCACUCCGCACCUUAACAUUAAUCUGAACAGACUCUCUCAAAGGACCUCCGUGCUCUUUGGGUUACUUACUGGCACGGAGAAGCAAUAUACUAGUAGAGGCACAACAUUUAACUCGCAAGAACCACAUAACAUCUUACCAUUGGCUUCCAGUCAGAUCCGGUUCGGCCUGCUGCCCCUCAGUAUGACAAGUUUACGGAAGUCAAAAUCAUCAGUCAGGGGAACUGAAGUCAAGAAUCCGGUUCUGCCCGCUUCAGUCACGGAAGAUGUGCGGCCCGGCUCCUUAUUCCAUCAGCUGGCAACUUUCCAAGAAGAAGACUCCUCCACCUCUUCCUCCUCUCUCUUUAAACUCGGGUGGCUGUCGAGCAUGACAAAAUGAUCGUGUCGGCUCUUAAUCAAAAUACUGGUGUAGGGAAGCAGUCCCGAGGGUGAAAAUGAACCACAACGCAACAUUCUACAAAUAAAUUAUCUUCUAAUGUUUUAAAA
Messenger RNA from Callorhinchus milii (elephant shark), 3083 nucleotides. RefSeq names its product component of oligomeric golgi complex 1 (gene cog1). The record is from RefSeq and is a predicted model, not a curated record. Lineage: Eukaryota; Metazoa; Chordata; Chondrichthyes; Chimaeriformes; Callorhinchidae. The coding region runs from base 1 to 2976 and encodes 991 amino acids. Gene Ontology annotation, biological process: intra-Golgi vesicle-mediated transport. Gene Ontology annotation, cellular component: Golgi apparatus; COG complex. The transcript has 14 exons.